AUGGAAGAAAAUGAGGAUUAUCUGCUUUUUCUCCCACAAGCAACUGAAGAAGCUGAAAAGCGAGGUUUAAAUGCUGAAUUUUUGACAUAUUUGAGAUCAGCAAAAUUCGGCCAAAUUAUUCUAGCUCAAAUUGAGCACAAAAUGAAAUAUAAAUUGAAAAAUAGUCAACAUCCAACACAUAUUUUAUUAUUACAAGCGAUCAGAGAAUGUGUGAGUUGUUUUAUUGUUUUUUUUUUAGAAAUAAGAGGUAUUUCUAAAAAUUAGAAUUUUCUAAAAAGAUUUAAUUUCACUUGGCCUCGUUUUUUUUUAAAUUUCUCACGUUUUCCAAUGCAGUCAUUAUAUGAUUUUGGAAAAACAGCAACCUAACUCGAUUUUCAGUAUAACUCGCUACAAGAUUCAAGAAAAAUACUAUAUUCUGAAGAAACUCGGGUAGUUCAUAUGAAAAGAAACAAUCACAAAAUAAAUCCGAUGGACAAAGAAGCGAUGCCUAUUCAAGAAUUGAGAAUUGAAGACAGAAUAACGAAUCAGUUGAGAAAAGAGUUAGUUAUUAUUUCAUUUUGAAAACAAAAUUUAUAAAUAAAAUUGUAGGAAUGUAAUACUUGGAAACAAUUCAAUUUUUUGUGGAAUUUGUUCAAAAGGUGGUAUUACAAAUGCAAUUAGUCGAGCUGAAGAUUUCGUGAUUCAUAAUGAAAUGUAUCAUGGACAUCUGAUGUUAUUUGCUUGCCAAUUUUGUGGAAAUGCAUAUACGACAAAAGAAGAAUAUGAAGGACACGAUUGUGAACAAUAUAAAUCAUUUAAACUAAGUCAAUCGAUGAAUAAAGAAUACACCGUGAGUUAAUAUUUUUUGUUAUUUGAUGGUUAAAAUCUUUUUUAUUCAGGGUGAUACAAUGUAUGGUUCGGCUUAUUUGAUUUGCUCCGAAUGCGGAAAAUAUCAUAUUUUGAAAUCGAGAUUAUCUGAAUUGGCAGCUUUGGAACAGAAAAAUUCCAUAAUAAAUCAUUUUGUAAGUUACUUACUUUUUGUUAAAAGUAUAUAUGUUUUUAUAUCAAUUGUUUUUAGCGACAUCACAACGCCAAUGAGAUUAUCACCGCAAUGGUUGUUUUUGAAAAUCAAUGUUCGAUUCCGCCAAAAAUCACAUUUCCAACAUCUCUUAACAUGAGUAAGUUAUCUGAAAUAAGUUCCGGAAAACUAAAUAUAAAUUUAUGAUUCGUUCAGAUGUUCGACUGAAUUGUAAAGAUUGCAAAAUCAAUAGUUUCACUUCGAGCAAAGAACGAAGAGAACAUUUCGCUUCUGUUCAUGGAUUUUCAUCAACUAUCCCGUGUCCGCAUGAAAAUUGUGAUUUUCAAGAGACUGAUAAGGUUUUGUUGAAGCAACAUGUUCUGGAAUCACAUAUGAAAAAUGGAAUUCUGGGAUUUUUUAUGAAAAAUCAUGCGGCUAUUCAUACUUCUGAUUCAUCGGUUUGUGUUUUUUGAAUCACGAAAAAUGUUUUAUCGAUCCCAAAAAUUCCUCGGUUUUUGAAUAUCAUAAAAUCUUUACAGAGAAAUCUUGGAUUCGCCAGACCAUCGCAAGUAACCAGAAAAAAGUUUUGGGGUAAAAAUGUGCUGAUUGGUGGAGUUCCAAUGCAAGAUAUGGUAAGUUAUAUCGCAAUUAAUUGUUUACCCAUUGAAAAUUCAUUUUUUAAGAGUCCUCGACUUCCUCCGCAAUUUGUCUCGAAAAAUACGUCAACAAUUUUUGAUGUCACCGAGGAGGUUCUAAAAAAUUUACAUAUUCCAAAAGAUGCGCUUGAUUUGGCCAGAACUGAUUCGAAUUUGAAAAUCUCGACUACAUUAUUCAAUGGCAAGGUAAAAAAUUCAAACAAAAACCUUAAUAACAAUAAAUUUGAAUAUUUUUGCAGGGAAAAAAGAAUGGAGUUUACCAAAAUAUGGUCUUGGAUAAUUUUGAAAUGGACGAUAUGAAUCAAAAUAUGAUUAUUGAACCGGAAUUUUUGGAAGAUUAUCAAAUGAGUUUUCAACUAUCAACUUUGCCAAAUAUGGAAAAUGAUAAAGAAUUGCGAAAAAAGAUCGGGUAUUGUAGGGAGUGUCACCGAAUUCUUAAUGGUUCGAAAUGUAUCAAAAAACAUUGUUGUGAAAAGGAUCGAAUGCAUAUUUUAUCGCAAGGCGAUACAUUUCAAAAUCGAACUUUCAAAUGUCCAAUUUGUCGCGAAACCAAUUUGAUUUGUUCAAUCGAUGGAUUGAUUUUUCAUAUGUUUGAUGAGCAUAAUUAUUUUUGUCAUUAUGAAGAAGAUAGUGAGUUUUGGUGGGAAGAGGAAGGAAACGGGAUAGUAUUGUUUUGAGAAAAACUAGAAAAAAGUUUCGAAUUUUCAAAAAGUGCUGGAAACAUUUUUUCAAAAUAUGAAUUAAUUUUCCAGACUCCGAAAUUGCGAAAAUUCCGGAAAUCAAAAAUAUUGAGGAAACUGAAAGAAUCAAUCAAGUUCUGGAAAUUGAAUCAAAUGAGGAUAUUUUCAAUGCAUUUGUAAGUCUUUUAUGAAUAAUUUUUAAACUUUUCCUUUUUUUCAGACAAAGAAAGAGUCUGAUAUUGUUGUGAUAGAUCUUGAUGAUGAAAUGCCAAGAAAACGGAAGAAAACUCCCCAAAUUUUGUCAAAUGAACCUUCGACUUCAAAUCCAAUUCCAAGUUCUAUUUCACCGGAUGUUGAAGAUUUUGUAUUGCAAAAUGUGACUGAAAGACGAAAAACAUCAUUUGAUGUGGCGGAGAUGUGGAUGGAGUCUGGACUGAAUCGAGAAGCAUUGUCGGCGUCAAGUUAGUUAAUUUUUUUUUCUGAAAAUAUGUGCUAAACCACAUUCAGAACAUGACAGUGCAGAGAAAAAAGUUUAAAAAAAAAACGAGGGUUAAUUUGUGUUUUUUGCUUGCCAACACAGCGAAAUUUUUUAACAUCAGAUAGUUGGGAAGGUAUGGCUAAACUGAUAUGACAAAAUACUGAAUCUCGUAGAAAAUGUUCACUCGGAAAAUCAGAGACAACGUAAAAUUGAGAGAGUUCAGACAAAAACAUCAAUUUUAGAAAAAAAAUACUAAAAUUUUGGAAAAUUUUCAUAUAAAUUGCACUUUUUUUGUUUUGUUUUACUACCAAUAAUCGUGUUUUUCCAGAUUCGAGAGGAUCUGCGGCUGACAGCCAUCGAAGUAGCAGUUGUCAAACUCCGGACAGCUUGGUAAAUGAAAUUUUAUCAAUUUUCCAAAUUCCACUAACCCUAUUUUUCUAGAUGGAUGAUCCAAACAAUCCAUUACUUGAUCGAGCACUCGCAUCAGUAAUAAUUGAAACACCAUCAAGUCAAGAUUUUCAAAUUGUUCAACAAAUCCGUGAGGAAACUCAAGACAAUACUCCGAAUGUGAUUCAUAAUCAUUCCGUUGAUGAAGGGGAAAUUGACGAUGAUAUUAUGAUUGUGGAAGAUAUUGCAAAUCAAAAUCGAGAAAGAAAUGAUGGCGAAUCAAAGUUUAGACCGCCAGUGAUCAGCAAAGUUGUAGAAUUACACGAUGGUGAUGAUGAAGUAAUGGCCGUCGCCAAUGUAUUUUAGUAUGUUUUUUUUUUGAAAAAGUGUUCAGUUUACUAGAAAUUGCCAAAAUGUAUAAAUAUUAUUGAGAUCAAAAAUUUUGAUAAAAAUGCAGAAAUUCAAAUAUAAUUUUAUUUCCGAGUGAAAAAUUCCAAUUAUUACCAACAUAUAUUAGUUUUGACUGCAAAACGUUAUUUUUUCCAGUGCAAAUCAUGCGGAAAGACCAGUUUCGGGGCGAGAAGCGAGAUUUGGUUGUUCAAAAUGCUCCAAGAAAUUUUUGACGGAGAGUAGUCUCAAUAAUCAUUUGAAAAUCGAGCAUUCAACAAAUGCAAUUGAUGAUUUGAAUCUGCAAGAUUUUGGUGUUCCGCUGACUGGAACUAUCUUCAUUUGUUUGCAAUGUUGUGCUGCAUUUGAAUCAAAGGAAAAAUUUCUAAUUCAUCUGUCGAAACAUCCAGGAAAAGCAGAGUGAGUUUUUGAAAAGCUAUCAAUGAUAAUUAACUAUGUAUUUUUGUUUUUUAGACAAUGUAAUUAUUGUUCGGGAGCAAUGUUGCAUCUGAAUGAGAAAGCACAUAGUAGCAGUCAUAAGGAAUUCAAAUGGUCGUGUUCAUCUUGUCGACCUUUUUCUGCUUUUCCAUCGGUUGGUUAAAAAAUACACUGACAAGGAAAUUUUGUCGUUUGUGGAGAUAUUGAGAAUUAACAAAAAUAUUCAAGAAAUGUUUCAUAUCAUCUGAAAGAUAUUUAUAAUGUUUAUAAUUUUUUGUCACAUUUGAAGACUUAAUUUGAUAAAAGUUAAAGUCAGGAUUACUGUAGAGAAUUUUCAAUAUACAGUAACCGAAGACUUCAAUGCUUUUUUUCACAAAAUAUAUGAGGAAAAAAAAUCAUUUUUUUACUCCAUAAUUGAAUUACAGUAUGAACAUUCUAAUCGAAACCUUUUUUUAGAUUAUAUAAAAACAUUCCUUUUACGUCUUCAUUUUUAGGAAUCAACGUUGCUGAAUCACUUGGCAGAAUUUCACAAUGUUCCAAUGAUUUAUUAUUGCAAAAAAUGUAUGAUGGGAACUUGCUCACCGAAUGCAAUAUUUUAUCGCCACCUCAAUGAGUGUUUUGAGAUAAAACCAAAAACUCUACUUUCGAUGAUUGGAAUUAUGACAGCGACCACAUUUUCAUAUCAACCAGCUGAUAUGGAGGAAUAUAAAGCCGAACUCGCGCGACAUCCUGAAAAAUUUGCAUAUGUCACUGAAUGUUCGCAUCGAUCUGCAAUUCGACAUGGAACUUCAUGGGCAACUUGCCCGAUGGCUAAUUUGGAUGGAAGACAAUGUUUCUGUAUGGUGAGUUCAUAUUUUGUCGAAAUCUCAUUUCAUUCAUCUUAAAACCAUGUUCUUAUAUAUUUUUGUAGAUCAGUAACUUCCGAUUGGACAAUUUCAAGGAUUAUUUAAAAUUGAGUGACGUCGAAACAACUGAUAAACAUGAUUUUCCUCGCGUAACACUUCAUGAAAAAUUCUGGAAAAAAUAUGAUAAUGUGACAAAGCGAAAAGGAAAUAGAAAGCAAACAGUGAAUCAAAUUGCAAUGCAACUUCAAACAAAUGCGAGUCGACAACAAAAUAAUCAUCAUGUUCAACAAAAUGUUGCUAUGCCAUCGUUUCAACAAGCGGCUGUAACAAUUCAACAAAAUCCACCAAAUGUUCCUCCACAAUUUGCGCAACCACAAGUUCCUCCUCCACAUCGAAAUAAUCAACUUCAAGGUACUCCAUCAAAUAUGCCUAUGAAUAUUCAAAAUUUUCCACCUGUUCCUCGAAUUAGUCUGUCUAAUAAUCCACCGGCUCAAUUGGUAAAACUUUUCUCGGAGUCAGCAAAUUAUAUUGGCCAGAUUUUCGGCCGUGAUAAUGGACAUUUUUGGUUCAACCUUUUGCAUCAUAUGUAUAAUUGCACACCAAAAGCACAGGAAAUUAUGGUGAGUGAUUUAUGCAUUGUUUCUGUAGAAACUUUGGAAAACAAGAAAAACAGUCUCAUAGAACUAUGAUGUGAAAAAUAUCUUCUGAGCUCCGAACAGAGCCAAGAAAAUAAGCCCCAAAAAAUUGACUGAGAACUAGUUUCUAUUGAAAUCUAGCCAAAAAAAAUGGCCAGAUGCCUUUUUCGGGACUCAUUUUCUUAGAAUUGUAUUUACAGUAUGAAAAAGAGAGUAAACACAUUUUGCAAUUGAUGUUAAUCGAUCCAUCACUUGUUUGCUUGUUUUGUGGAAAUGAAUUGAAGGAUGAAAUGGAUGAAUGGACACCGGAUAAAUUUCCAGUAAUCUGUGAAACGUUGAAACAAUUAUAUGAACAAAAUGCAGUAAACCCAGAAGGAUUAACUGUACAUGAUAUUUCUACAGUUCUCAAUUUGCGACAAUUUUUUGGUGAGUUAUUCGAAAAAUUUGCCAAGACCAGGCGAUAGCUCGUGAGAUAUCAAAAAUUAUUGAUUGUCGAAUUACAGCAAAACUUUCCGAAAAGAGGAAAAAAGAUGGAACAUUCAAGAUUUCCGUUUGUAAAAUUCAUUAUCAAGAAGAUGCGCAUUACAACAGAACUGUUCCGGUAAGUUUUUGUUGAGGAAAACAUUUAUAAGACAAUUUAUUGAACAGUCUUCCUUCAUUCCGACUGCUGACAAAAUGAUGAAUCCACGAUUGUAUGAUCAAGUUUGUCAAUCAAAAGCACAACAUGGAGAAAUAUUGUCGCCGCCGAAUUUGCAAUUAUACAACAAAUGGCUUGACAUGAGUAAGCAAUUUUUGAUAGGAUUUUGAAGAAACAACCAUUUUAAUCUUAUUAAAUAAAUAUUUCAGUGAAAUUACUUGGAACUCGAAUGACAUUUGCAAUGGGUCCUCCAGGUCAACAACCACAACAACCACAACAGCAACAGCAACAGCAACAACAACAACAAUAUAUUCAACAAUAUCAACAACAACAAAUGCAUUUUGCACAAUUUCAAAGGCAAAUGGCCCAUCAACAUCUAAAUCUACAACAGCAACAAAUGCAUCCGAAUAUGCAGUUUCAAAUGCACCAAAUGAUUCAGCGUCAGCAGCAGCAACAAUUUCAGCAACAUCAGCUUCAGCUACAAGCUCAACAAGCACCUCAUCGACCAAUUCAACCUCCACCACAACCCAAAUUUAGAUGUGAUUUUUGUUGGAUCGAAGGAAUCUCGAAUAUUUGUGAUCCAAGAUUGAUGAUUAGAUUGAGUAAUCAGUUGCCAAUUGAAAUGACGAGACAAUUCAAACGAUAUAUUGAAAAAAAUAUGGAACUCAACAAGAAAAUGAAAUAUUUCGAAGCUAUGGUUGGGUUUUUGGGAGGGUUUGAGGCCGAGUAAACAUUUUCAGAAUGAAUUCAACAAAAUUUGAAUAUCUCAACAGAAAUCUGACGAAAUAUCAAUCUUUAUCUUCUAAUUAUUUCAGAGAAAUGAUGUUUUCAUUUGUAUCCGUCACUUUUUCCCAAAAGCCAUCCAUUUCAAUGCCAACAAAAUGGAAAUUGUAUCAAAUACGACUAAUCAAUGGCUUUCUAUCAAUAUUGGACAAUCGGAAAUUUUCAAUCAGGAUUUUGUGAAUAUUGUCGAUCAUGCUGUCACGGUAAAUUAAUUUCCCUCCCUCCCCUCACAAAAAUUUAAAAAAAAACUGGAUUUUCAGUAUUUUUCAUCGCUUCCGAAUUUAGUAUCUGGUCUUAUUGUCACUUCGCAAUUGAAAAAAAUUGAAGAUAAUUGUAAAUGUAUGUAUUGCAAUAGAAAAGUGGAGACAUCACUUGAUGUUGAGAUUCAUAAAAUUCACAAAUUUUCUGAUGUCUCAUUUUGUUUUAUUUGUAUGGAAAUGUUUGCUGGAACGACGAAUGAAGCGAUUUUGGGACAUUUUUAUAUUGUUCAUAGAAUUAAAGGUUAGUUUUGGGUUAUCCCCGAUGCAUAUUUUUUAGAUUUGCGCGCCAAAAGGUUGAUUUAUUUUUUAUUAAAGUUAAAUUGAACAAUUUUAUUUUUUAAAGUGAAAUUUCUAACAUGAGCAAUGCAUUUUUUGUCUUUAAAAUAUAUAUAUUUCAAUAUGAGUCUCACAAUAAUCCCAGCUUUUACCUGAUAGCUUCGAGUUGUUCUUAAAUGCACAUAAAUAUUUUUGUUUUCAGAGAAAACAGUGCAUUACAAAUUGGCUUGUCCAAUAAUUCCAAAUUGUACAGGAACUUGUGAAUUUCCGAAUUUGGUCCAAUUUCGAUAUCAUCUUUCGGAAAAUCAUUCAAAACCAGAAGUUGAACCACAAAUUGAAAAAGUUGCAGUUUGUGGAAUGGGAUUUUUGAAUGACGCGGCUAAAAAUGAACAUAAUCGAAAACACUUGGCUGUUGGGUGAGUUAUUUUUUGUGUUUUUGGAAAGUAAAUUAUGAGGAGAACAUGUUUCUGAGCUCCCGUUGGCUUUCGAAAAAUUAAAAGAGUUUCGUUAUUUUCAUAUCGAUGGAAUGUUGUGGACUGUGUGAUUAUGUUGGAAACACCAGACAUUUGAUAAACGAAAUAGUCUACGAACAUCACAUUUUACACGCUUUUCAAAUUCAAGUGUUCUGUAAAAUAUGUGGAAUGAUUCUAGAAAAUCGAAAUGAUUGGAUACCCCAUUUUAAUAUGAGUCAUAUAUUUGAGCAAAAGAAGUGCAAAGAAUGCAAUGUUGUGGUGACUGUUGAACAUGUUAAUUGUCAUAUGGUUGGUUUUUUGUUGUUUUAACAAAAUAAAAUUGGACCUAACGAACAUUUCCAUGUGGAUUUUUUUAUUCAUGUGGCAAACGUUUUUUUUUACCUCACUUACAAAAAAUUCAGAAAUACUAUUUUCAAAAAGUUUUCAGACCUUUAUUUUUCAGCCAUAUUUAUCUUGAAUUUUACACCCUCCAAGUAAAAAUAAUUUAAAUUUUCUAAUUUUUCCAGACUCCUCUUGUCAAACCAAACGACUAUCGAAUCAAUGCUGAAAACUUCGACUUGAUUAUAAGAGUUUCCAAAGAUUUCCGAAAUCUUGUGACAUUUGGGUAGAUUAUAUAUUUUUCGGGUUUUCUUCUUUUUCUUUGAUCUCUAAAAUACUAGGUUUGAUUUUGCUUGUGAAUUAGAAAUUUGAUUAUAAAUUAAUUUUUCUGUUGUUGCUCACAUAUAUUUUUGUACAAGUUUUCAGUUUGAGACUGAUGAAUAUUUUAAGGAAUCUUGGCAUUUGUCAAGUUUUGUUUAUUACAGACAGAAUGCAGAUUUUUACAAUCGAAGAAUAUUUUGAAAAAAUUGAUAGGUUGGUUUGGAAGAAAAUUUGGAAACAAAUUUAAUUUCAUUUUUUUUCUUAUAGUUUAACAAAGAGAGAUGAGUGGAAAAAUGCAGAGAAAAUAGCGAAAUUGAUCUCGUUGGAUGAUGAACACUCGAAAUUGCCAUUUUUACAUGUAAGAGUUUUUUGGAGUUUGAAACAAAGAUAUAGAAAAUAUAGAAUAAUUUUUGGUGCAUCUCCGGAGUUCUUAUUCGAUAAAAACCCCCUAUUUCUUUUGACAGAUCGAAGCAUAUGGCUCACGUUCAAAACGAGCUCGAAUCUAUGAUGAAUCAAUCGAUGAAUUAGUCUGCCUUCAUCUCCAUGUUCUUUAUAAUAUUUAUAUAACCCAAGACUUCAUUUUGGCUCAUUCAACACAAUCUCAAAUCAUUCAAUUAUUCAACAAAGAGAUUCUGCAAAAACGAAAAGAGGAGAAUUGGUUCCUACCAAUCUUCUAUCAAAUUUGCACCGAUUUGCGAUAUUUGAGCAAAGAAGCUGAGAAAUUGUCGUCAGGAGAUGAUGAAGGAGAGGCAAAUAUUUCGUUUUUUGAAGGAGCUGCAAAUGUUAUUAUGGAAUGUUAUAGAACUUGUGUUUCUGAUGUGUUAGUUUGAAUAACACAAAUUGUGAAUUUAAAGUUAUUAUUUUCAUUUUUCAGAAGAGCUGAUUUGUCAACAACCAAAAAAGUUGCGAUGUUGAAUAUGACCAAUCAAUUAUUUAGAAUUUAUUUCAAGGUUUGUGAUUCAGGUGCUAAAAAGAAAUCCUUCAUGAAAAAAAUUAAACAUUUAUUUAUUUAAAUUCAAGUUAGGUUAACUCAUAUUCUCUCCAUUCUUCUUCCCUUCCAUUCCUUCAUUUUCCAUUAUUUUCAACUUCAAAAUUCUUGACAAUUCCCUCAUUUCCAACAUAUUAUUCUGAAUCGUAUCUCUUCGUUUCUUCAAAAUCUCUAAAUUUCGCUCAAUAACCGUUCGAUUCGUUUCGCUUUGAUUCAUCAAAAUUGUCAAAUUUUGCGAGGUUUCUUGCACGGUUUUUUGACGAAUCGAUGAAUUUCGAUCGACUGAAUCGAGUAUUUGACAAAUAUCCACUUCUUCUAUCGAAUUUCCAUCACCGCACUGCAAAGGAAUUGUGAGAAAUUCGCUCUUUUCAAUUAAAUCCUUACCUGCUGUGAAUUAGUGUUCUCCAUUUUUAUUCGCUUCGAACUGACUUGUUUAUUUAUUGAUUCUUCUUUAAAAAAUAAAAAUGACACAUUUUCCACAUCCUCUCCCCUCAAAAAAAAAACAAAGGUCACGUUAUUUUUCCUCCAAAAAUGUCACGUUUUUUUGCAGAUUAAUAAAUUGAAUUUGUUGAAACCUUUGAUUCGAGCCAUUGAUAAUUCGGGACCACUACAAAAUGAAUUUUCGAUGGCUGAUAAAGUAGCUUAUAAUUAUUUUCUGGGACGAAAAGCGAUGUUUGAUGCGGAUUUACCGCUUGGUAAGUUUCUUUCGAUACAAAUUUCAUAAAAAAUCAAUUUUUUGCAGCCGAAAAAUCAUUGCUCUAUGCUUUCCGAAAUUGUCCAACCGAAUCGAUGUCGAACAAACGAAAAAUUUUGAUUUAUCUAAUCCCUGUUAAAAUGUUCCUUGGCCACAUGCCAUCUUCAAAAUUAUUGAACGAAUUUCAUUUGGAUGAAUUUGAGGAAGUUGUUAAUGCAGUGAAAGAUGGAAAUUUAGCAUUGUUGGAUGCGGCACUCGGAAAAAAUGAGACAUUUUUCAUCCAAUCGGGAAUAUUUUUGAUGCUUGAGAAACUGCGAAUGAUUACGUUUAGAACGUUGUUCAAGAAAGUGUGAGUUUUUAGAUUUUGGGAGUCGGAAAAGGGUAACUUUUUUAUUGCAAGUUCCCGAGGAAAUUAGAAAAUUUAAAAAAAUCCUAAUUGUUUUCUGACCGAGAGAAGUACGGGAUUUUUUUUUGGAAAAAUAUCUAAAUUUCAUUAAACUUUAAAAAUAUGCUAAAAUUGUUCCAAAUAAAUUCAAAAUCACCGAAUUUUGGCUUCUCCUCAAGAACUACACUAAUGAAAUUUUAAUUUUUGCAGCAGCUCAAUCGUUGGUGGCAGUCAAAUCCCAUUGGAUGCAUUUUUGACGGCUUUGAAAUUUGUCGGAGUUGUUGAUAUUGAUACGGAUGAGUUGGAAUGUAUUAUUGCAAAUUUGAUUGCGACGGUUUGUUUUUUUUAUUUGGAGUCUUCGGAAAAAUACUGAAAAUACGAAAAAUGAAAUUUCUCAUCAUCUUUGAAAUCAAAAAAUUAUAUUGGUUCUAAAACUUUUCAUAUUUCACUUGUUUUUUCUGAAAAUUGAAAAUGUUGAAAACCAAAAUUCAGCAUUCACAAGUAGUUACUUCAAACUCUAAAAAUCUUCAUUUUUUCCAGAAAAAAAUCAAAGGAUAUUUGUCACAUCAACACGGAAAAUUGGUCGUCAGUAAAACAAAUGCUUUUCCAAAUUUAUCCACAAUCACGGCCUCCUAA
Molecule: messenger RNA, 11274 nt
Organism: Caenorhabditis angaria
Lineage: Eukaryota; Metazoa; Nematoda; Chromadorea; Rhabditida; Rhabditidae
Source: the annotation of a GenBank genome assembly